AUGCUGGUGCCCAGGCAGGAGAAGGUGCCCAGCUGGGCAGAACUCGACACCCUGGGAUUUGAAUGUACCCUUGAAGAGGUUGAUCCUGAAGAUAUCACUAAGAACCAAACAAACACAAUAAAAGCUUGCACAUCUGAAGGUCUAGAGACUGGGAACUGUCCAGCACUGGAAGGAUCAACUUUUGAUAAGAGGAAAUGCCUGCAGGGCAUCUAUGAGGAUCUGAGUGCCUACAGGGCAGAGCUCAACAACUUCCACGAUCACCAAGUGCUGGCAAGUCUCGAUGAGAUGAUGAAAGCCCUGAAGAGCAGCCGGAAGGUUGCGGAGCCGCGGGCAGGAGCGGGCCCGGAGUCGUUCCCGGAGAGGCUGCGGCUGUGCCGGGUGCUCCAGGCCCUCCGGAUCCGCUCCCUCACCAUCUCCAGGAUGAUGAACUUCCUGAGCUCCCCGGAGAGCUCCCUGUGA
Manacus vitellinus (golden-collared manakin) is the source of this 459-nucleotide messenger RNA. RefSeq names its product interleukin 12A (gene IL12A). Gene Ontology annotation, molecular function: growth factor activity; interleukin-12 receptor binding. NCBI's taxonomy places the organism in Eukaryota, Metazoa, Chordata, Aves, Passeriformes, Pipridae. Gene Ontology annotation, biological process: immune response. The record is from RefSeq and is a predicted model, not a curated record. The coding region runs from base 1 to 459 and encodes 152 amino acids. The transcript is spliced from 5 exons. Gene Ontology annotation, cellular component: extracellular region.